This is a messenger RNA of Engraulis encrasicolus (European anchovy), 4818 nucleotides long. RefSeq names its product interferon-induced very large GTPase 1-like. The record is from RefSeq and is a predicted model, not a curated record. Gene Ontology annotation, molecular function: protein binding; GTP binding. NCBI's taxonomy places the organism in Eukaryota, Metazoa, Chordata, Actinopteri, Clupeiformes, Engraulidae. The transcript has 8 exons. The coding region runs from base 1 to 4818 and encodes 1605 amino acids.
AUGAGCUACCCUGGGGUGCCACCAGGGGGCUCUGAUGAGCCAGACAAGAGGGAAGCAUCAGACACGCCUGUAGAAGAAGCAGCAUCAGAGUCUGCACUACCACCAGGGGGCCCUAAUGAGCUGGAGAGGAGGGAAGCAGUAGCAUCAGAGGAGCCCCUGCCUGGAGAAGAUGCAACAGAUAAGUCUCUACCACAAGGGAACCCUUUGGGGCAGGAAGAAGCAGCAGCAUCAGAGGAGCUCCAGCCUGGAACAUGGCCUCAGGUGCCUGGAGAGGAAGAAAGAGUCCAGUCACAUGGAGAUCUGCCAGGGGUUCAGGCCCACACAGCAGAUCCAGACAUGCAGAAGAGAGAUCUGCAGGAGACACCAGAGCCAGGCACUGCAUACACCUACAGAACAUACAGCCUCAGCACCUACGGCAUCAGGAGAACCAAUCACAACAAGACCCACAGCAUCAAGAUGUUCAGUCUCAGUCCCGUUGUAAAGAGCACAGAAGAGAGCUGGAGUUCUUCUGCACAACUGACCAAAGAGCAAUCUGCUCACACUGUUUUCUGUUUGAACAUAAAGACCAUGCCAUUGAACUGGUAUGCCGUAACCUGGAGACAAGUUCCAGAACAGUACAACAGGACAACAUCAAAUUGUCAAGUGGAGGUGACGGGUCUUCAUCCACGAGAGGAGUACCACUUUAGUGUGGCCACCCUCAGCCAAGAUGGCCGCCAGAGCUCAUCUGUGGAGAGAUUCAUACACACAGAGAUUCCAGUCCCAGAGAGUCUGGCUGUGAGCUCCAUCACCGGAUCAUCUGCUAGAAUCAGCUGGAAGGUGCCGUCUAAGAUGCAGAAGACUCCACACAGUUUCCUGGUGUCGUACCAGAGAGAAGGGAGUGAGCCAAACUACAUCUCUUCCAAGUCUUGCAACACAGUCAUAACCGGCCUGACACCAGGGACUGACUACACUGUUCGAGUCCAGACUGAGCUCCAACACGGAGGGAAAAGCCCGCCUGCUUCUCUUCAGAUACAUUUAGGAGUCCCCCUGUCUGAUCUGCUGUCUGCCGUGGGCCUGAGCAAUCUGCAGGGAGGGAAGCUCACUCUCAGCUCAGUCCUGGAGAUCAACAGUAACAUGCUGUGCGAUACACCAGCACAAGGUUCACAGCAACUAUCAUGGCUGUUCUUAAAGAAACUCAUGAUGUCCAACCUAAAUGCAAGAAACCUACAAUGUGACCAACUAAUGCAUAUGUCUAGCUCUACGAAUGUUACUGAGGAUUCUUAUGAUGCUAUGAAUCCUCUAGAUUUGAUUACUGCUCUCUUCCACUGUGCAGAUCCUUUCCUGCAGCAGGAAAUAGUCUCCAAAAUGUUUAUGUGCCAGUUUGCUGUUCCGUUGCUGCUACCAAACUGUGACACACAACAGAGCACUCUGAUGCUGUGGGCCAUGCGGGAUCUAGUUAAAAACUACAAGGCUCAUUAUUCAUCAGAGGGCAGGAUUGUGGAGAUGGAAAUUGCCAUGGUGUCUUUCGUUAGGGUAGGUGAGAGCAGUUUGUAUAAAUCUCAAACACUGAAUAAAUUGAUCAGUAAUUCUUCGCAACCCAAUGAACCAUUUAUCCAUCAUGAUAUGCCAUGUGGUGAUGUGCCCAGGAGAAUCUCAGAUGGGCUGGUUGAAGUCAGCUGGUAUCUGCCCUGUGGGAACAAAAACAUUGACAUAUUCACACAGCCAGUGGCCGUGGCCAACCUGAGAGGAGACAGCAGGUCAUUUGAAGCUCAGGUGUCCUUCCUGUGUCAGACCUCAGCUGCAGUUUUCAUCUUCACUGACGACCCUGAGGGCGACCUCAGUCCUUUCACCAACACAAAAAGAAAAGCAGAGCUGUUCCUGGUCACCAACUCUCAGAGGAAGGAUAUCGUGGAUGAACUCAAAAAGACUUGCAGACAACACAAACUUAAGGAGGACCAUGUGAUUAUGAGAACAAAUCAAAAUGAGUCUGACUUUGUCAAAAUCUUGCGACUUCUAGUAAAGAACAUUGUUGAAAGUAAUGUAGUGAAAACCAACAUGAUUACAUUUACAUCUACAGCUCGACAGAUUGGUAUUCUGGUAGAUGAGGACUCAAGUGGAUGUCAGAAUGCCAAACAAAAUGUUGAAGGAAUCAGUGAGAUGGUGAAGAAUGUUGUGGCUUUUAAAGAGGAGCAGCUACCUUUGCAUGGAACCAUUUGGAAGGAAAUCAGCCAGUUAGAGAAGGAGAGAUACAGAUUAAGGAAAGCUAAUAGAGACCAAGGGAUACAGCAUUACACAAGUGCACUGGAUACACAGGAACAGGAACUAAGAAAACAACAGCAUCAGAGAGAUAUAUCAGAUGCCAUGGCCAAUUUUAUUGCCGGAAUUUCACAAUCAAACAAAGAAAGUCUCUACUUCCUGAAGUGGCUUAAGAUUCAGCUAGACACUGUCAGUAGAAAUAAUCUGUCCACAUUAAGACAGCUGUACAAAGAUUGUUGCAGAAAGAAUCUACAGGACAAUGAGCUGAUUAAAAUGUUAGAUGAGCAGAUCUCCAACUGCUUGUUGGGUCCAGAGCACUUUUUCCGAGAGCUAGGGCAGAUUUAUGAGUGUGCUUGCUCCCUUACACAAGAUAAUCCAGCCAGACAACAAGUCCAGCACCUGCCACGCUUGUGUGCUCAGAUGCUGCUGGAUGGGUUUCCAGUGGAGCUGGUGGAUGGGGAUGCUUCCAACAUACCAAUGAAGUGGAUAUCAGCAGUCUUGACUGAGCUACAUCAGCUGGUGGACAAGAAGAGCAGGAUCCUGGUGUUGACUGUGCUGGGGGUGCAGAGCACUGGGAAGUCCACCCUUCUCAACACCAUGUUUGGGGUACAGUUUGCUGUCAGCAGUGGACGAUGUACCAGAGGAGCGUUCAUGCUGCUGAUUAAGGUCUCUGAGGAACUCAUAUCUGAGCUCAAAUGUGACUUCAUCAUGGUAAUCGACACAGAGGGACUGAUGUCACCUGAGCUGGCAGCACUCGACAUAAGUUCUGAACACGACAACGAACUCGCAACCCUGGUGAUAGGGCUCAGUGACAUCACCAUCAUCAAUGUUGCCAUGGAGAACAGCAUUGAGAUGAAAGAUGUUCUACAGAUUGCAGUUCAUGCCUUUCUGAGGAUGAAGGAGGCUGGGAAGAAGCGAAGAUGUCUGUUCGUACAUCAGAAUGUGUCAGACAUGUCUGCUCAUGACAACAACAAGAGAGAUCGGAAUAAGCUGGUUGACCAGCUCAAUGAGAUGACUUGGGCAGCAGCUACGAUGGAGAAGAAAGCAGCCAACACUAAGUUCACUGAUGUGAUGAAAUAUGAUCCUGACAAAGACAGCUACUACAUCCCUGGACUUUGGCAUGGAACCCCACCAAUGGCCCCUGUGAGUACUGGCUACAGUGAAACUGUGUAUGAGCUCAAGAAGAGUUUGCUUGGCCUCUUACAAUCUGAUGAAAUCAUUUGCAAUGAUGCAGUCAAGUUUCAGAAGUGGACUGAGAGUUUGUGGAAGUCUGUGAAAUUUGAGAACUUCAUCUUCAACUUCAGAAACAGUUUGGUGGCUGAUGCCUACUCAGAUGUAUGCACUGAGUACAACAGCUGGGAGUGGACAUUCCAAACAGAAAUGAACAGCUGGCGUGUUGCCAAGACAACAGUGAUUUCUAAUUGUGGGCUCACCGAGAAGAAUGUCAACAUCAGUGAGUUACAGACUCAAGUCAGGGACAUGUUGCAUGAGGCCUCAGUGAAACUAGAUAAAGAACUGCAGACAAUCAAAGACAAUAUUGAGAAGUACUUUCAGCAAAAGGACAACAAGGUCCACUUAGUGGAGAAAUACAAACAAGAUUUUCAUACCAGUGCCACAACUCUCAGACAGCAGACUUGGCAUUCUGUGAGACAAUGUUUGGAGCAGGCCGUUGAAAUCAGAAAAGGUAUGGAGAAGGUAAACACCAUCAAGGACAAACAACGAAAGACCAUUGAGACAAAGGUCCUAGAGCUCAUUAAACAAUGUCAUGGAAGAGGGACUGACUUAUCUGAGGAUGAUGUUAAGGAAGAAUUUGACAAAAUGUGGAGAGAGGGCAUGUCUGAGCUUUCAAAUGUGGACCUUCAACAGACAGAUGUCCAUCAACAUGCUUUACAUCUAUUGAAGGAAAAUUUAAGAGAAAAGAGUGGGUGUGUUUCUGAAAUACUCAGCCAGGUUGAUCUGAAAACUAGUGGGCAGGGGGAGUUCACAGUUAAGGAAGACUGUGUUGAUAUGGACCAGUUCAUCACCAACCUCACAGACCUCAUCAAGGAUAUGGAAAUCUCUGUAGCUCAGGAGUAUGACAUGCGAGCAAGCCGUACGCACAUCACUGAGAUAAUUGAGCAGCUGGCCCCUAAACCCCAUGAUCUCCUCUUUUCCAGUCUGUGUGGAUGUGGACACCAGUGUCCCUUCUGUAAGACACCAUGUGAAGCAGGAGUUCUGGGCCACACCACACACUUCUCCAACAUGCACAGACCUCGAGCUUUUGGACGUUAUACAUGUCACGAUUCAAAGAAACUCAUUGCAGACAUAUGUACAACUGCUGUCCUCAGUGAUGGCAGAUUUAGUGGCCCAGACACAAAUUGGGACUGGAUCCCAUAUAAAGAGUACAAGGAGACCUAUCCAGACUGGGACAUAGCAGGAGAUGCCAGUAUUGAGGCCUCAGACUACUGGAAAUAUGUGAUGAAGGAGUUCAACAGGGAACUGGCUAACUAUUACAAUGCAGAACCUGCAGACAUCCCAGAUGAGUGGAAGGCGCUUACGAAACAGGAUGCACUGACAAGCCUGAAGAAGGCAUUUAAAAUGUAA